Molecule: messenger RNA, 2506 nt
Organism: Asterias rubens (European starfish)
Lineage: Eukaryota; Metazoa; Echinodermata; Asteroidea; Forcipulatida; Asteriidae
Product: protein O-mannosyl-transferase 1-like
Exons: 19
Coding region: 261-2417 (718 amino acids)
Biological process (GO): protein O-linked glycosylation via mannose
Cellular component (GO): endoplasmic reticulum; membrane
Molecular function (GO): dolichyl-phosphate-mannose-protein mannosyltransferase activity
Source: RefSeq, a predicted model, not a curated record
CGCCUCUUGAGGGCGCUAUUUGGCAGCAAGAUUUCCGUUUUCCCCUCCGUGAGCGCAUGAAGUUGAACAGAUUUUCCCGAACACAUUUGCUAUAAAUUGCUGAUUGUCCAUCGAGCCUACAGACAUUUGACACAGACACCGUCACAGCAGUAGUCAACAAGAAAUGAAGGACUCAUUCAACCAUGGAGAAAGACUGACAAAAGUCCGACAGAAGAAGAUUCUUUGACUCUCAAUCAAAGUCAAACUGAACUCCAACAAGAAUGAAAUCCAGGUGGUUCUUCUCAAUGAGUAUUGAGAUUAACUUGGUCCUUCUUGGACUCACGUUGACUUCAUUCAUGAUGAGAAUGUGGCGACUGGAAGAACCAAGAGAAGUUGUAUUUGAUGAAUUCCACUUUGGCAAGUUCAUCAAUAUGUAUCUCAAGCAAGUGUUCUUCUUUGACAUCCAUCCACCACUUGGCAAGUUAUUGCUUGCAGGAGCUGGUUACAUGGCUGAUACCAAUGUCACAUUUCCCUUUGAGAGGAUCGGGGAUGAAUACCCAUGCGAUCUGCCGAUCUGGCAUCUGAGAUUGAUUCCAGCGUUAUGUGGGAGUCUACUAGUUCCUAUUGUCUAUUUGAUUAUCACUGAGAUUGGCUACACUGAUUGGACAGCAGUACAGGCUGCAGUGCUUGUAUUGUUCGAUAAUGCGUUAAUCACAGAAUCAAGGUUUAUUCUACUGGACACGAUGCUUUUGUUCUUCACAUUCACUGCAUUGAUACUGUUGUUCAGGCUCAGGAAGAUGAGACAAAGGUGUUUCAGUGCAUCAUGGUGGUUGUGCAUGUUGUUAUUGGGCAUAGCAAUAACUUGCGCAGUCAGUGUGAAGUACUCUGCCAUUUUGAUGGUGAGUCUUAUAUACCUUGUGGUGGCGUAUGAUUUCUGGCAACUCGUAGGAGAUCGCAGUCUUUCAGUUAUGACCCUAAUCCACCAUUUUAUGGCCAGAUUUAGCCUUCUCAUCGUUCUACCCGUCAUGGUCUACAUAAGUUUUUUCUACAUUCAUCUGAGCGUGCUCAGUAAGGCCGGUCCAAAUGACAGCCAGAUGACAAGUGCAUUCUCAGCAAGCUUAGAGGGAGGCUUGUCUUUAGUUACGAAGGGGCAACCCUUAUUUAUUGUGUAUGGAUCUCAGAUCACUCUACGUCAUACCCAUAAUCACAUGUGUUGGCUUCAUUCACAUCCUCACAACUAUCCCUUUAAGUACGAUGAUGGUAGAGGGAGCUCAGGUCAGCAACAGGUCACAUGCUACAGCUUCAAGGACGUUAACAACUGGUGGAUUGUGAAAGAUCCAAAGAGCUCUUACAUAGGAGUGACAGACACACCUAAACAAAUCAAACAUGGAGACAUCAUUCAGCUUGUUCAUGGCAGGACUACUCGGUUGCUUAAUAGUCAUGAUGUGGCUGCCCCAGUGUCUCCCAACUUCAUGGAAGUAUCAGGAUACAUUAAUUACAACAUCUCAAUUCCUGAACAAAGCCUCUGGAAAGUGAUUAUUAGUAAUAUAGACACUGAAGGAGAUACUUGGAAAGCUGUAUCAUCUCAUGUAAGAUUGAUUCAUGUGAAUACAUCUCAAGCCAUUAGAAUGACAAACAAGCUUCUUGGUGAAUGGGGAUUCUACCAACAUGAGGUAGCUACAGAUCGGAUCCUACAGCAAGAUGAUACUGUCUGGAAUGUAGAAGAGCAUCAAUAUGCAAAAGCUUCAGACAAUGGAGACAACUCACUUGUACAAUUCCAGCCCUCGGAAACACAGAAUGAAACAAGGAAACUGAACUUUUGGGGGAAAUUCUGGGAGUUACAGAUGAAGAUGUUGACCAAAAACUUUGAGAUAAAUCAUCAACAUCGCUACCAGUCGUCUCCCCAAGAAUGGCCCUUCACUCAGCGAGGCAUUGCAUUUUGGCUGAGUAAAAACUCAAAUAUGCAGAUAUAUUUCCUUGGUAAUCCAGUCACAUGGUGCGUUGCUACGGUUUCCAUCCUAGUCUUUAUUUCUAUUCUCAUCACCUUCAUCAUCAGAGACAGGAGAAAAUGUCAAGAUUUGACGCAAGAUGAAUGGGAGAGACUUGUAGUAACUUCAGUUGUGUUUCUUGGUGGUUGGAUCCUGAAUUAUCUACCCUACUUCCUAAUGGAUAGAACCCUCUUCUUACAUCAUUACUUACCUGCACUACUAUGUAAAGUGAUGCUUCUAGCUGCAACAACAGAAUGGAUCUAUUCCACAAUACUUCGGUCGUCUGCUCAGCAAAGUGUUUUUAUCGGUUUGAUUGCAAUCUUCUUAACGUGGGUUCUAGCAGCAUGGUUCAAUCUGGUGCCUUUUACUUAUGGCCACAUAGAGCUCACCUCACAGGAAAUGAUAUCAGCUCAAUGGAUGGACACCUGGACGUUUCUUACUCACAGAUGACAGCGUAGAGUUUGUUCUUAGAGAACUGUCUUGCGGAGAAGAUUAUCACAUUGUUGGGAGACUUCUCAGCCCUGAAAAGAACUGUCCUG